CGGCGGGGAAAGAUGGCAGAGCCGGAGGCGCAACCGUUGCUGGCGGUGGGGCUGAUCGGAAACAAACCUGAUCAACCCAUCGAUUUACUUCCUUGCUGCUGUUUGGCAUUCUCACAGUGAACAUCUUUCCACCAUAGAAAAAGACACCAACGGAGAUGCUUUGUGGGUUUGGUGUUAUCCGUCCAUAACAGCUGAACUGAGGAAACUAUUGCUGCGAAAGUGCUGCCUCACAGAUGAAAAUAAAUUGCUUCAUACAUUUGUAUUUGGCCAAUAUAAAAGGUCAUGGUUCUACAUCACAACUGUGGAAGUUCAAGAUUCUCCAGCCUUGAAAAAGGUGACCCACUUCUCCAUUGUUCUGAUGGCCAAAGACUUCAACCCAGAGAAAUAUGCAGCCUUCACUAGGAUACUGUGUAGAAUCUACUUGAAGCAUGGAAGUCCAGUUAAAAUGAUGGAGAGUUACAUUGCAGUCCUUACGAAGGGGAUCUGCCAAAGUGAAGAGAAUGGAUCUUUCCUCAGCAAGGAUUUUGAUGCUCGGAAGGCUUAUCUUGCUGGUUCCAUCAAAGAUAUAGUAUCUCAGUUUGGAAUGGAAACAGUUAUUUUAUAUACAGCACUGAUGUUAAAGAAGAGAAUUGUAGUGUACCAUCCUAGGAUAGAAGCUAUCCAGGAGUUUACCAGGACUUUGCCUGCUUUAGUGUGGCAUCGACAAGACUGGUCAAUUCUUCAUUCAUAUGUACAUCUAAAUGAGGAGGAAGUGGAAGCCUUAAAAGCCUGUACAGGUUACAUUGCUGGAUUUACAGAUUCUGAAGUGAACAGUAGACCAGACCUGUAUGAUGUGUAUGUGAAUUUGGCAGAUAGUGAGAUCACUAUUUCCCCUGUAGUAAAAGAGGCAAUGACAAUGGGAAAACUUCACAAAGAAAUUGGACAACUAAUUGUUCAAUCUGCAGAAGAUCCAGAUAAAUCAGACAGCCAAGUCAUUAAGGAUAUUUCUCUGAAGACAAAAGAAAUCUUGGCUACCUUAGCCUCCCUUACUGAAGUUUCCGAUGGCAAUGAAAAACCAACCCUUAACUCUGAAGCCCUGAAACAAAAGCGAUUUCCACCAGCUACAGAAAACUUCCUUUUUCAUUUAGCAGCUGCUGAACAAAUGCUCAAAAUCUAAUUUUGAUGCACUGCAGUGUUAUGGACCAAUUAAAAAAUACUGUCUUUGCUGUACAGAUAGGUAUACUUGAUCCUUUAUAUGGAAAAAUUAAAGAUGUAAGUGAAUGUCAUAUUUACCGUGAUAUAAUGCAGAAUAUUGGAGCUUGACCGGGAACAUAUGGAGACAUAUUUGGAAACAUUCCUGGUGUCAUUGUCUUUCCCCAACUAUAACUUUGUAUAUAUGGCUCCUGUAUUUCAUAUCACAACGUGAGUGUAUAUACAAGUAGCGUGGGCCCGUGUGGCUGGGCUGUGCCAGACAUAAUUACAGUGGCUGUUUGUCCUGCAGGUUCCAGGUAUUGAACAGCUCUGUUCUUGCUCUGACUUGUCUUCCUGGGGUCUGGAACGUGGGCUGCAGUGUACAGGCUGUAAAACCAGUGCAGUUUGGAUGUGCUGGUCUUUGCAUAGGGAUACACUGAAUGCACAGGUGGUCUGAGUCCUCAUUCUGGGCUUCCAGGUAUGUCAGCCUGUCAGAUACUGCUCUUGCUCUGGACUGCCCAAUACCUGGUAAUCCCACGUAUAUGGACAAGUUCUCUUCUUUCUACUUAAAAGUGUCUAGGUGUAAAAAAGGAUGUCUGGGAAAAUCUGACAUGGUAGUCUUUAGUAUAUAAAGGAAGAGGUAUUUUAAAGUUCAAGUGGGAGUUGAGCACCAAUUUGGGACUCUUUUGCCUUAGAGGUUUUUCCCCCUUUCACUCGGUCCCAUGCCUCUGAUUGGAGGGAAAAGAGGACUUCGGGGGCUUCCUAGGUGGGUGUCACAGAGAGGUGCAGCUUUACAGCUGGAGUCAUUUAGGAAGUUGUUGACGUUCUCUGCUGAGAAGAUGCCUAGCUGUUAAUUCCUGAUCUAAUUGACAGAAAAUCAGAUUAGGUAAAGCCUAAGGAACUAGAAACAUUCAAAUAGCCAGGUAACAGGUAGAGCAUCAACCUCUCAAACUGCUUGAGCUGUAGAACAGGUACUAUCUGGUGGUGCUGUUUCUAGACAAUGUAGAUGGAAACUUUUGAAGUAAUAGUGAAAACUGGGAAAUAGUGUAGAGAAAAUUAAAAUCUACCUACUUGUUUGGUUGCAUAGCCAUAAUUCAAGAGAUUAUUUUUUUUCAUUGAGCAGCCUGAAACUAACUGCCUUGUAAUCUUCUGAGAAGAACUUAGAUUCUUUGUAGAGAAAUACUCUGAGCCAAAUGAUCUGUAUUUCUUCAGAAAUGUCCACAACAAAUCAGUCAAUUCUGCAAUAGCACUUUGUUAUAAGAAAACAUAACCUUUUUCCUGGCCUUUGUACAGAUAGGCUGUAGCAUGUGGUUUUACAUAGAGAUUUUAUACUUACAAUUAAAACUUUAGUAAUCAAUAUUUAUAUUGUUAAAUAAUUAGAUGUUUGCUAUUCUGGAACUGGUAGAGCUCAUCAAUUACUAUGUGCAAGCAAUAUUGGUUUGAAAAAGGGUUGUCCUUUUGUUAGGUGUUGUAUACUAAGGAAAUCUAAGGAAUGUGGCAUCUAUGUAUAAAAUGACUAGUAAUUACAGUCAGUAAAUAAAAGUGCUUCAGAAUAAUCCCCUAUUUUCAGGGGUGUAAAGUUCUACUUUAAACACUCUGCAGUUUAAAUUCUGAACACUGAAGAGUGUGCUUUCUGUUUUUUUUUUUUUUUAAACUUACGAGAAAAAUACUGCAAUUGCCUUUGUUUACCUGCAAGUGCUCUGCAGUUUUUUUUUUUUUUUGCAAUUUGCCCAUUAAUGUUUUUUCUUAAUGGUUCUUUAGUAUUGCUGCUUCUGUUUUGGGACUUUUACAAUGGUUGGAAUAGCAGAAAUGCAAAGUUAUGCUGAAAAUUCCAUUCAGAACCUCCUUUAAAGUCCACUGCAGUGGAAGUCUUUCACCAGGAAAAACCUGAACGUGCUAACAAAAACCCUUACAGUAUAUCAUUAAGGUAAUAUGUGUGUUAGAGACAACCACAAAAAGCAGAGAAGUUCAGUUACAGACUAAAUAUUGAAUGCUUAUUUUGUUUUCUGUUUUGGAAAUGUUUAAGUUGAAAAUCUUGGUGUUGUGUUAGAUCUUGUAAUCUGAUGUUUGUGUAAAACAAAUGAAAUACAAUUUUGCACUUAAGAAACUGGACUCAUAGCAUGCUUAUGUCAUUAAAGUCCUGAACAGUCUACCCUUUAAUUUAUGUAAAUGUAUUCUUGAAUAGUUGUGAGCACUGAGUCACAAACCUUGGCUGUUAGUUUCGCAAUACUGGGAUUAAGCUACAGCUUGAUGUUUAGGUCAGAAAUGUACUUCUGUACUUUCAAACAGUUUUGUCAUCUGUGCUGAAUUUUUUGUCAGCACUGAGAAAGCUGUAUUUGCCUCCCUCAGCUUCAGUAUUUUCAAAAGAUUGUCCUAAUGUUCUUGCAUUUUCUUAAUGACUUUUGACACUGUUUCUUCUCAAAAAGGUUUAGAAUAAAAUUGAAAAAUCUGGAAGGUCAGCAGAGGGAAAGAUUUCUGCUUUUUUCUCACUUCCCUUUCCCCAGGAUAUAUACAAGCAGACUGUGUGUGCAGUUGCUGGUUUUGCAAAAUUAGAUGACAUCCUUUCUUUUUCCUCCUAGAAGGAAAGACUGUGUAAAGUGAAAUUUUCAUUCAUGCCUUCUCAUCUUCCUGCCUUUCUGUUCUUGGAUGUGAACUGGUGAAUGAUGGCUCCUGUUGACCUGCUAGAAGAUGUGCCUCCGAAAGGCGUGCAGCACGUUGAGUAAUUAAAAGUCUUGAAUUCAAAUUAAAA
Tyto alba (common barn owl) is the source of this 3919-nucleotide messenger RNA. It is a transcript of the gene DENND10, whose product is annotated as DENN domain containing 10. The transcript is spliced from 9 exons. The record is from RefSeq and is a predicted model, not a curated record. Gene Ontology annotation, biological process: regulation of early endosome to late endosome transport; protein transport. Bases 359 to 1156 code for a protein of 265 amino acids. Lineage: Eukaryota; Metazoa; Chordata; Aves; Strigiformes; Tytonidae. Gene Ontology annotation, molecular function: guanyl-nucleotide exchange factor activity; small GTPase binding. Gene Ontology annotation, cellular component: late endosome.